AUGGCAGCUGCAGCACCAUCACCCCUGGGCAGCUCUGAAGAGAAGACAAAUGGAGCCAAGCUGAGCAGGCUUCUUAUCGAUGGUGGAACAACAGUUCUAAGAAAUGUUUUCAAUCAUCAUCACCCUCCAGCUAAUUUAGCUGCUGAUCUCAAUGCCAAUUAUUCCACUCUCAGCAACCUCUUGCGGCGAAGGGUUCUAAAUGGUCAUCAGUGGAAUAAACUGUUCCCGCCUGGGAGAACCAUGCCAGACUCCAAUACGUUUGACAUCACUCUUUUAUUUCUUCUUCUGACCAACAUUUGUGGAUUGUCCCCUCCCCCCACAGGAUGGCACACUAAACCACCCGUUAGUGACAACUCUGACGAGGCGAAUCUUGCUCGUGUCAAGCAUUUCCGUAACGUGUUGUAUGGUCAUGUGACCAGUACUGGUGUUGAUACUCAUUCCUUUUCUCGUCUGUGGCAGGAAAUCAGCCCUGUUCUUGUGGCUCUUGGGUUACAGCAAUCAGAAAUUGACAGACUCAAAGCAGAGCGAGGUGGAGAGGAAGAUUAUCUUAAAGCGUUACGUGAUUGGGCUGACAGUGAAGAGGACAUCAAAACACAGUUAAAGGACGUGUGUCAAACUCAGAAAGAAAUAAAACAAACUCUUCUGGAGACCCAUGAAACUUGCCAGGAAAGCAAGACCAAGCUGGAAGGUGUACAUCAAGUUGUUACAGAAAUUCGUCAGUCCCAACUCAACUCAAACCGCUCGGACGAAAUCUUGAGGAAGCUUGCCAAAGUAGACACGCAAAGUAGCGUAGAGUGUUACUCAGAAAGAUAUUUAGAGGGAACCCGUGCGUCGGUUUUUGCCAGAGUAACUAAUUGGCUGGAUGACAGAAGCUCACGCAACCGUGUGCUAGUAAUCAGUGGAAAUGCAGGAAUGGGAAAAUCAGUGAUUGCUGGAGAGAUGUGCAAAAGAAUACAGGAAAGUAAAAGGUUGUCAGGAAGCCAUUUUUGUCAACAUGACAAGACACGCCACAGGAAUCCCAAGGUGAUGCUGCAGUCAUUGGCUUCCCACAUGUCAUGUUAUCUGCCAGAAUACAGGAAAGCGCUUGUGGAGCAACUUUCUAGAAAUCUCGGCUUGGAAAUGAAUGACAUGGAAGUGGGAGAUCUGUUCGAAUUACUUUUCGAAGAACCGCUGCGCAAAGUACAUGACCCUGGUGUCACUUCUCUCAUUGUAAUCGACGCCUUAGAUGAAAGUGAAUACCAAGGGCGAAAUGAGUUACUAGAAGUGAUAAGCAACUACUUUAACAAGCUUCCACUUUGGAUCCGGUUCCUGGUAACAACGCGGCCAGAAAUGAACAUUUGGGAAAGACUAAGCUGUUUAUCACCUCUUGUGCUAGAAUCCAACGACAAGGAAAACUUACUGGAUAUUCGCAUUUUGAUGGAGCAUCAGCUAAGCCAUUUGUUGCCGGCCAAAAAUCUGGAAGUAAUCUUGAAAAAGCUGGUGGGAAUGUCGGAAGGUGUCAUACUAUGCGCUCGCUUUUUGAUAGAUUUCGUGAAGGAGAGCGUGCAAACUCUCACAUUGGUAUACCUCGAGAGCGCUAUACCGUCAGGUAUUUCAUCUGUUUAUCAGUCCUAUUUCAAGCGUCUGGAGACUGUUCUUAGUAAAGAACUGAAGACAACCGAAGAUCAGUUUUUUAGUUUCCUAAGUGCCAUAGCAGCCGCAAAAGAACCACUGCCUAUCGAAUUUGUCUCCAAACUGUUAUUCCCUGGCAUUUUACUCUCAUCUGCUCAGCGAAAGACGAACAAGGCAGUUUCUUGUAUAUCGUCACUUUUACCUGUUCAAGAUGGGUGCGUGCACUUUUUUCACAAGUCAUUGAAGGACUGGCUCGUUGACAAGUCAUCCUACGGAAGUCACAAUUUCAGUGUGAACAAGGACGAAGGCCAUCGCAUCCUUGCUGAACUUUGCAUGGGAGAGUUCGAUGAAGUAAAAAGAAAAGGUGUUAGUGACUCAGAACCCUUCGGUGACACAGCUAGGUACGCGCUUCAACAUGGUGUUAAACAUAUGUUAGAAAUGGCCGAUGAUGAGAGGACAAAAUCAUGCAGUCUUGAGAAUCUGGUGAAUAUGUAUGUCCUGGACGUUGAGCUUGUGUAUGCAAAGCUGCGCGUAAACAGCGCAAUACCCUCUGAAGAUAUCGUUUGUGUCAUGGAGCAAAAUGAAUUGAAGAAAUUGAAAUCCCUCGAAACGUUAUUAUUUCUGUUAAGAAAGCAUAGCAGAUCACUUAAAAACCUUCCUAGGUGCAUUUUUCAAACACUAUUAAAUGAAGGCGGGCCAGAGCUCUCUUCUGAGGCCUCGAAACUUUUGGAGACUAAGUAUUCUGACAUAUCAUACAUGGAAUACUUAAACAAGAACGAUCUCCACGGAGCUUGUUUAUCCACAUUUUCUUGUUCAUCUCAAGUGGCUUGUUUUGAUGUUUCACAUCGCUUAGGACUCAUGGUUUGUGAAUGUCUCGACGGCAUGAUUCAUCUGUGGUCACUCCAUACUGGCAACUUAAUAUGGAAGUGUCCUGUAGUAUUUGUGAAAAAUUACGGCUACUCUUCUCACGCUUUAAGAUGGUGGCCAUCUUUGCAGUCACCAUAUUUUUCUUGCUCAAAUUUGUCUGACUACAGUGCAGUAUCCUUAUCUUGUUUUCGUUCUGUUGUUUUUCAUCCUACUAAGGAUGUAAUCUUACCAGGGGUACUUUGCUAUGCAUACAAUUUUGGUGGGGACCUGAAUCCUCUUUUUCCUGAAAGCAAGUGUAUUUUCACUGCUUGUUCUAUUUCUGGCAAUACAAUUAUCACUGACUGUCCUCAAGAUGCGAAAUGCCUCAUCUUAUGGAGUCUAGAGAAUGGAUCGGAGGUGAGUCGUGUCGUCACGAACGAAGGUAUUUUGUCUUUUGCCAGGUCUCAAGAUGGAAAGCUGCUUGCAAUUUCCCAUUCAACGGGCUUAGUUUGUUUACUAGAUGCAAUAAGUGGUUUUCAAAUGCUAGCCGAAACAUUCUUCUCGUACGUUUGUGGCAUCAUUAAGUUUACACCCGACUGUCGAUCACUUUUCUGUUGGCAUUUUCCACCAAGUACCGUUUCACAUCACCUUUUCCAUGUAAAAGUCAAUGUAGGAAACGAUGGCAACUUUUCCCUUGAUGUUUCUCGGGACACUGUUUCUUAUAGUCCUUGGGAGCAUGAGUCUUGUAGCGAAAGUGGUUUUGCAUUGGGGGACUCCCUAGAGUGUGUGGUUGGAAGUGCGUCUGAUGGCAUGCGCGUCAUUAACUAUUCAUUUGUGUUUAUGCUGAAUGAAGAUUUCGGUCUAAGAAGUAAUCCCCAAAGCCAUUUUGUUGACAUGUUGUCCGUAGAUGAACUUUCUAGAAGCGGUGAAAACCGUGAUGCUGGUAAAAUUGUUGACAAUCUGGUAUUUUCUCCUGAUGGCGAUACACUUUAUAUUAUGGACUGCGAAAGUGAUGGCACGCGGAUUUCAGCUUGGGACGUUUCAAAUGGGGUAAACAAAGAAGAGACAAAGAUUCUUAGUAACAUUUCGACAAGAUGUUGUGUCGUACCUGUUGACGUUGGUAUCCUGUUAAUAACAAGAAAUGGCAGUGUGGAGUUGUGGAAUGGUAAUUUUUCGGAGUGCUUACGACGCUGGGAUGACAUAAAGGGAAUGCACGUGACAAAACUGAUUCCAGUUUCAGAUAAGCACGUGGUAUGUACAGGACACAGAUGCGAUGGUGUUUGUGUUAUUCUGGAUAUCACAAAUGGAGAAAAAGAAGAAAUCAAAGCGAAAAGGAAUCGUUACGGUUUUUGGGGCUCAGUUCUUGCAUGUAGCAGCAAACGUCAGCUUAUAACCAUAGAUGACGGUCUCUUGAGCUCAGGUUAUUCUGUCUUUUGGGAAAAAAAGUGGUCUCGCGAAAAUACAGAUCCAGUAUUCAACCUUCCAGCGAUGUUUUCACCUGCGGAAGAGUUUCUCGUUAUUUCCGGAGAAGUUGCAGGUCAUCAACAAGGCGUCAACUUUCCUUGUUUUUUCGAUGGUCCACAAGGCGUCUACGUCCUUGAUGCAGCGUCAGGAGACACGCUUCGAAAACUAUGUGUAGUAGAACGAGUCUAUGAUUGUAAAUUUUUAAGCAACGAGGAAUGCGUGUUGCAUACUUUUGACGUGUUAAAUGGUUUUCGUCUUCUACUGUACAACAUUAGGUCAGGAAAUCUGUUAAGUGUGAUUGACAUUGACCCGUACAAUCAAGUGUACUCUUUGGCAAGUCACCCUUGGAAAGGUUUCAUCGCUAUUGGCCUAAAGCAUUCCAGACACAAGUUCAAAGUUAUCCAGGUGAAGCUGCGAAGCCAAAUUAAGGACGAAAGGAAGAGUAAGAGGUGAGUCCUAAACUAAUGAUAGUGGUGUUCGUAAAAAAAUAAAACCAUAAUAAUAAAAACAACUGAUUUUUUUGUGUCAUGUUAGGGACUGCUACAAAGAACGUGAAAGGAGAAUUUUGAAAAGUGGUGUUGCAAAAGCACACGGCCUUUUUCGUUUUAUGACGUAAAUAAAAUCUGGGACCCACUUCUGGGGUAUUACCUUUCCCUGGGGCUAUGUUCACACUACACCGGAUAGCUAUUUGUGACGAUACGAGAAAGAAAAAGUUAUCUGUUAUUGUAUGAACACCUAUCCGAUCGAUAUGUGCCUCUUUACUUUAUAGAUUGGCGCCGCGCAGCUUCGCUCCGUUACAGGAAUCGCUCUCACUGUCCUUGCACGACCACGAUGUGAAAAUGCCUAACUGCAAGUUUUAUGGAGGACGUAAACAAGUGAAGACGAAUCUCUUUUUCUCUCUCUAAACUUGAGUGCGGUCCUCAAGAAAUCAACUCCAGGGAAAUUCGCCUACACUUGCCAUUUUCAGCAAAUUGGAAUAAACGCGACAAAGAUUGAAAAAACUGGAAUUCAUUUUAAAACUGGCGUUUUCGCUGCCGUUGCCGUUGCCGUCGUCGAUGCUAAAGCUCCCUAAUAACAGAUGACAACGACGCCGUGCGUAAAAUUAGCAAUGAAAAUAUACAAAUUCUAGAGACUCUCGAGGGAACCAUAACUGACCAUAAGUCAUGAAAGGCACUGAUUGGAAAGGUCCCGAGGGAACGACAACAGUUCUUAACAGGCUCACUAUGUCAAUGUGACCUAAGGCUCACUCCCUGAACGAAAAUCGAAAUGAACGAAAAUCGAAAUCUUACACAACCACUCCCACUCUACUCAAUGACUUUUCUCUCAAUUUUUUUAUGCAUCUAAUGUGUAGGUUCCCUUUCACUCCCAUGUGAGCACCAGAUGAUAAUUUUGGUAGGAAAGAAACGCUACCCUUUCCACCCGCAUCACAUCCCUCUUUCUUUUUUGCCAUUUUUUGUUUUUCAACAUACAGUCGAACCUCCAUACAACGGCCACCUUGGGGACAGAAGAAAGUGGCCGUCGUAAAGAGGUUUUCACAAGAAUCAUAGUAUGGAUUUUUAGUCCGCCGGCACGAAAAAAAGUGGCCGUUGUAGAGAGGUGACCGUUGGCGGAGGUUGGACUGUAUUAGUAACUGGGUUUCCCGGAGUUGUUAUCUUAUCAUUUAACUGAAUCAUUGGUGGCAAAGUGUUCAUCAAGAAAGUCAGUUUUACAGCUUGCCAUUCGGGCAAGCUGUAGCUUACAUGUACUAGCCCAGGUUUGUUGCUUGUGAUCCUAAUUAUGAUUGACGGCAGCGAAAAAUGUAAUUGUGAAGGCGGCUUUUAAACUUCAGAGUUCGCGUGUUUUUGAAAAGCGCGGUAAGAACAGAAUUCAAUACUAGCCCGAUAGCAAAAUUCACCAGCCGCUGGCCAUCGGACACUAGUUUCUUGCCCGCUUGGUAAUGGCAUCCGUUCUCUCUUUUGCUUACUUUUUAGGAGCAAGAUCAGCUUCAGAAAUGAAAAGUAG
Messenger RNA from Porites evermanni, 5922 nucleotides. Lineage: Eukaryota; Metazoa; Cnidaria; Anthozoa; Scleractinia; Poritidae. The record is from the annotation of a GenBank genome assembly.